Messenger RNA from Boleophthalmus pectinirostris (great blue-spotted mudskipper), 517 nucleotides. RefSeq names its product adaptor related protein complex 1 subunit sigma 3a (gene ap1s3a). The record is from RefSeq and is a predicted model, not a curated record. NCBI's taxonomy places the organism in Eukaryota, Metazoa, Chordata, Actinopteri, Gobiiformes, Gobiidae. Gene Ontology annotation, molecular function: clathrin-cargo adaptor activity. Gene Ontology annotation, biological process: vesicle-mediated transport; intracellular protein transport. The transcript has 6 exons. Bases 1 to 492 code for a protein of 163 amino acids. Gene Ontology annotation, cellular component: intracellular membrane-bounded organelle; AP-1 adaptor complex; membrane coat.
AUGUGGACCGUGCCCCCUUCAUCCAAGCAGAUGCACUUUUUGCUGCUGUUCAGCCGCCAGGGGAAGCUGCGUCUGCAGAAGUGGUUCACUCCGCUCACAGAUCGAGAGAAGAAGAAGGUGAUCCGGGACAUGAUGCUGAUGGUUCUGUCCCGACCCCCCAGAACCUGCAACUUCCUUCAAUGGAGAGACCUCAAAAUCGUAUACAAGAGAUACGCCAGUCUGUACUUCUGUGCUGGUUUGGAGGACCAGGACAACGAGCUGCUCACUCUGGAGAUUCUGCACAGAUACGUGGAGCUACUCGAUAAAUACUUUGGAAAUGUGUGUGAGCUCGACAUCAUCUUUAAUUUUGAGAAGGCUUACUUCAUUCUGGACGAGUUUCUGAUGGGAGGAGAGGUCCUGGAGACAUCCCGAGUGGCUGUGGCUGGAAGUCUGGAAGAAGCUGACACUUUACAGGAGACAAUGGAGGAAUACAUGAGCCGACCUGCCUACUGAGCUCAGCUCGACUUCAUAAUGGAAC